AUGAUAAGAGCAGCGGAGGCAUGUGCCUGUCCUAUACAAGAGAUCGGCCCGGCUAUGGCUGGGAGUUGUCCGGGGCAGUUCUUACUCUUCAUGAGUAUCCUGGAAUCGUUUUUGAAUGGCCGCUGCGACCUCGCUGACCCGUGUAAAAGAGUGGUUGACACUCAAGAACCUGAUAAUAGCUACGACUUCGUUGUAGUCGGUGGAGGUACCUCCGGCGCCGUGGUUGCUGCGAGACUAUCAGAAAACCCACAGUGGAAGGUCUUGCUACUAGAAGCGGGUGGUGAUGAGCCAACUCCGUCCGCUGUUCCAGCCUUCGUCACAGCCUAUUGGGGUCGACAAGACACAGAUUGGUUGUACAACACAGUACCACAAAAGAAAGCAUGUCUUAGUAAAGGCGGUGUUUGUAGCUGGCCGAGAGGCAAAAUCCUAGGUGGCUGUUCUGUUAUCAACGGCAUGAUGUACAUGAGAGGUAAUCCCUCGGACUAUGAUAGCUGGGCAGUCAAUGGCGCCGAAGGUUGGUCUUGGUUCGAAGUACUUCCAUACUUCUUGAGAAGCGAAGACAACAAGGAGAUAGGUGUUAGAGUAUCGAGUCAACAUCACACAGUAGGAGGGCCUAUACCUGUGCAAAGAUUCCGAUACACGCCGAGGUUUGCUCAUGACGUAGUAUCUGCUGGUAUUGAACUGGGCUAUCCUCCUACUAGCGACUUGAAUGGAGACACCAACACUGGAUUCACGAUCGCACAAGCUAUGAAUGACGAAGGUUCAAGGUACAGUACUGCUCGAGCUUUCCUCCGUCCAGCUUCUCAACGCAAAAAUCUGCAUGUCACUCUUAAUGCUCUAGUCUCAAGGGUCAUUAUAGACCCCACGACCAAACGGGUCACUGGAGUAGAAUAUAUUAAGAAUGGGAAGACGAAGUCCGUGGGAGUUCUUAAGGAGGCGAUCCUAUCAGGAGGGUCAUUGAACUCUCCGCAGAUUCUAAUGCUCUCUGGAGUAGGCCCUAAGGAGACUUUAGAGAAGUUUAAUAUCCCAGUCAUGAAAGAUCUUCCGGGAGUUGGACAGAAUCUUCAUAACCAUGUUGGAAUGACCCUCCAGUUCACACUCAAUAAAGAACCUGAGGUACCAGAGUUAAACUGGUCGAGUGCUACAGAAUAUUUGCUGAACAGACAAGGACCAUUGUCCGCUACUGGAAUGUCGCAGCUGACUGGCAAAGUUAACUCUCGUUACGCGUCUUCUGGAGGUCGUAAUCCCGAUGUUCAAUACUUCUUCGCUGGUUACUACGCGGCCUGCGGCGACGGCAACCUCGGAGAUGAAGCUUUGAAAAGUAAUAAGAGGAGAUCUGUUAGUAUAUCAGUUGUGGCGUUACAACCACGUAGUCGAGGUUAUUUGACACUACAGUCUACGGACCCCACACAACCGCCACUUAUGGAACCCAACUACUUCUACGAUGAUUAUGAAUUGAAAGUACUGAUUGAUGGUGCGAGAAUCGCAUAUCGGCUUGCUAACACCACGAUUUUACGUGAAAAAUAUGGUAUGACACCAACAAAUGGCUAUGGCAGUGAAUGUCCCGGAGGCGGGUUGAACCCAACAGAUGAAUACUUCAAAUGUUUAGCAAUGUUGCACACAGCACCCGAAAAUCAUCAAGUGGGCACUUGCAAGAUGGGCUCCCAUAAAGAUCCGAUGGCUGUUGUUGAUCCACAACUUCGAGUUUUUGGGAUUGAAGGUCUUAGAGUAGUGGAUUCAUCUAUAAUGCCUCAAGUGCCAUCUGGGAACACAGCAGCACCAGCGGUGAUGAUUGGUGAGAGAGGAGCCCAGUUCAUCAUUACACGACACCAACUCAAAAGCAGAUUCGGUUCAACAUAUGACGAUGCUCAGAACCACCAUUCAGGUGGCGUCAACGAAGACAAAAAACAAGAUGGUCGAUGGAAAGGAUGGAAACAGUGGCAAAAUCACGGCUACUACCCACAUGAAGACUGGCACAUGAAGAAUAACGUCCAUCACCGUUAA
This is a messenger RNA of Danaus chrysippus (African queen), 2004 nucleotides long. The record is from the annotation of a GenBank genome assembly. Lineage: Eukaryota; Metazoa; Arthropoda; Insecta; Lepidoptera; Nymphalidae.